Cooperia oncophora is the source of this 870-nucleotide messenger RNA. NCBI's taxonomy places the organism in Eukaryota, Metazoa, Nematoda, Chromadorea, Rhabditida, Trichostrongylidae. The record is from the annotation of a GenBank genome assembly.
AUGGCGGGCGUGAAAUCAGUGACACAUUACACCAUCGGAUCCGGCCUUCGACUUGUGACGGGCUCGGCGGCUGGACAGAUCUCACGGUGGUUCCUCGCUAUUGUGGUCACCUGCUCUGGACAAGUCGCUUGGCCGGUGCAAUCGUUCAGCCCAGAAGUCGCACGAUUGCUUCAAGCAGCUCUUUCAUCGAUAGCAGCAGCUGAUCUUCCUUCCAUAGUCACUGUGGAGCCGUCUUCAGCUCGAUCUCCUUCUCCACCUGAGCAAUUUGCAUUCCCACAAUCGAUACCUCUAUCACUACCAGAAGGGCCUCGUGAGAAGCUGGUGCCUGUUGUUGAACGCCCUGCGGCAGAUUCUCCUCGUCAAAUAUUGCCCCCAGCAACUCUGUUUCCAAUGCCAGUACCAUCACCUGCACACUCAGAGCCUUCAAUAACUCCUCCUCAGCCCCAACCUCCUGCACCUGCCCAGCAGCCACCAGUCACCAGUGAAGUACCAUUUUAUCUCACCGCUGCAACACGCCUACGAUUGCCAUCACCUGUUUACCAACAUCCACUUCCUGUUCCAUACCUCACCGGUAACGCUAAUAUGUUGUUUUUCGCACAAUCACCUUCCCCUUCUUUAGCCCAGCAGUUCCCAACCCAAAUAGCGCAACCUGCAGGAUCUGCACCCUCGCACCCUCCCGUUCCGGAGAUUCCUACGCCGACGGAAUCGCAACCACCACAGGAUCCUCAAGUAGCAAUUCCAACGCAACCGCAGCCUUCUCCGCUUCCAGCACCCUCAGUUACAGAAGAGAUGGUUCUAUCUGUGCCCCUUUUUGCCCCAGAUUCACCUUCUCAGAGUUUUCCUUUUGUUCAACGUCGCCGAGUCCUUUGA